This is a messenger RNA of Hydra vulgaris (swiftwater hydra), 921 nucleotides long. Its product is annotated as piggyBac transposable element-derived protein 4-like. Lineage: Eukaryota; Metazoa; Cnidaria; Hydrozoa; Anthoathecata; Hydridae. The record is from RefSeq and is a predicted model, not a curated record.
AUGGCAAAUAAGGAAGUUUUUACAUUGAAAAAUUCAUUUUCAAAAAAACGAAUUUUUACUCACAAAGAGAUAGAGAGUUAUACAUUUGAUGAAAUUGUAGAAUUGAGUGAAGUAUCAGAAGAAUAUUGUAGUUUUUCUGAUGUUUCUAACGGUGAAAAUUCAGAACUAGAAUUAUUAGAGCUAGGUUUAGAAGAGGAAACGCCUGCAUUGGUCGAUGCUCUAAGUUCUAGCGACAGUUCUUUAGAAAAUGAACGUUCUGAGUUUUCAUACAUACCCAAACGGACAUCUGAAACUCCAGUUAAUAGAGUUCAACCUUUUGCAUUUACCGGUGUUUCUGGGUACAACCAGAAUAUAGUCAAAAAUGAUCAUCUUUAUUUGUACGAACUUUUAUUUACAGGUGAAUUUUGUGAGUUUAUUGUAAAUGAGACCAAUCGAUUUGCUUCCCAAAUUAUAAAUAAAAAUGAAUUAUCAGCAAAUUCCAGAAUGAGGCGCUGGUUGCCUGUAACAGUUCCAGAGAUUAGGCAGUAUAUUGCAAUUUUUUUAUAUCAAAGAGUACUAUGGAAGCGCACGUAUGAAAUGUAUUAUACAAAAAAUCCAAUGUUUUCAAGUGCUGGUAUUAAGUAUUUGUUUUCUUAUAACAAAUUCAAGUUAAUUGACAAAUUUAUUCAUUUUGUUGAUUCUGCUACCUUACCAAAUAAACAUCCUGUUCUAUCUAGAAUAAGCGUAGUAUGGGAUUAUCUUACAAAUAAAUACAAUGAAGCGAAUACACCAAUACAAAGUAUAUCAAUAGAUGAAUCACUUUUGUUGUGGAAUGGUAGACUGUCUUGGAAACAAUGUAUUCGCAGCAAAAGUGCCAGAUUUGGCAUAAAAACAUUUUCAUUGUGUGAGUCAGAGAAGGGGUGUUGUUUGUUACAAAAAUAA